UUCAGAUUUUAGAAUGCUUUCUUUGAGAAGAAAACGUAAGAUAGUGAGUUUCUAAAUUGAAGAACACGAGACCAAGUAUAUAAGAAGGAUGGAGCCCGAAUCUCUAGUACCAAAGCCCGGGAUGAAGGAAAGGAUGAAAGCCGGGAUGAAAGAGCUAAGGAAAGUAAAAAAGUUCCGCGUGAAACACGUGAUUUCUAAAUUACGAGAAGAGAACUGGGGACUCAGGAGAUUAGUCUGGCUUCUCCUUGCAUUGGCUCUCUUUUACAGGGGAUGGACUUUGUUGGAUAUUGUAAAGCUGUUGAUUUAUCUUGUAAUCUUCCUGUUCAUAGCUCUUCCUUUCGUCUUUAAAUAUACGCCUUGGAUACAGAGACAUCUAGUUUUCCUUCCCUUUGUCAGACUUCCUGGAUAUGUAAACUUCUCUGACCCUGAGAGUGAAGGAUUGCCCGGAAGUAGAAACUUCUACUUAGAAAGUGAACCAGGAGUAAAGCUGGGUGUCUGGCAGAUACUUCCGGCAGAUAUUCAGGGAAGCAACAAGGAUAGAUCUGAGGAGUGGUUUCUCAGCAAACUGGGAGAUAAUAGAACUGUAGUCCUAUACCUGCAUGGUAAUUCAAACAAUCGUGCUGGUCCUCAUAGAAAAGAAUUAUACAAUUUACUCAGGAAUAUGAAUUAUCAUGUGAUCACAUUUGACUACAGAGGAUACGCUGACUCCACGCAAAUAGCUCCAAAUGAGACUGCUGUGGUGAACGAUGCUAAGGCUGUUUAUGAAUGGAUUCGAGGGAAGGUUGGAACCUCGAGGCUUAUUGUCUGGGGACAUUCUCUAGGUACAGCAGUAUCCUCGCAUCUUGUAUCAGAUCUAUGCUUGGAGGGAAAUAGACCUGAUGGACUCAUCCUUGAGUCUCCAUUCAACAACAUAUUUGAUGAGGUCCGUAACCAUCCCAUGGCUUGGGUUUGGCGAAAGAUGCCUUAUUUUGACUGGUUUUUCACUUCAGCAUUGGAGAAGAACGAUCUUGGAUUUGUAUCUGACCAACGAAUAUCGGUUGUAGACAUUCCGAUACUCAUUCUUCAUGCAAAGGAUGAUGCAGUGGUUCCGUUUCUCUUAGGAAAAGCUUUGCACGAAGCUGCUCUACUCACCAGAAAUAAAGAAUGGCCUGAGGCAGAAUUUGUCGAAUUUGAAGCAGAGUUUGGCUACGGACAUAAGUACAUAUGUCGAGAUCCUGGUUUACCAGAGAUAAUUAGACGGUUUGAGGCGAGAUGUGCUUAGAUCAAGAAGUUGGUUUUUCUUACGCUAGUGUACUUAUGUCCACAUACUUGAAUGAUCCGAAUACAUUGUAAUGUACAGAGUACAUACACGAUCAGAAUCUGGAUUGUACAGAGUAAAUACAUAAGCAGAAGCUGGAUUGUAAGAGUACAUACAUCAGCAGAAUCUAGAUUGUACAGAGUACAUACAUGAGCAGAAUCUAGAUUGUACACUGUACAGAGAACA
Eurytemora carolleeae is the source of this 1483-nucleotide messenger RNA. Its product is annotated as monoacylglycerol lipase ABHD12. Gene Ontology annotation, biological process: phosphatidylserine catabolic process; monoacylglycerol catabolic process. The record is from RefSeq and is a predicted model, not a curated record. Gene Ontology annotation, molecular function: monoacylglycerol lipase activity; phosphatidylcholine lysophospholipase A1 activity. Gene Ontology annotation, cellular component: endoplasmic reticulum membrane. The coding region runs from base 89 to 1261 and encodes 390 amino acids. NCBI's taxonomy places the organism in Eukaryota, Metazoa, Arthropoda, Copepoda, Calanoida, Temoridae. The transcript is spliced from 15 exons.